Messenger RNA from Procambarus clarkii (red swamp crayfish), 3687 nucleotides. NCBI's taxonomy places the organism in Eukaryota, Metazoa, Arthropoda, Malacostraca, Decapoda, Cambaridae. The record is from RefSeq and is a predicted model, not a curated record.
AUGGAAUUCUUAAGGUUGAUGAGGUCAUAUGACUUCAGCCGACACGGAAAUACACUGGCAGCAGGCGAAGAUAAAACCAUAAUUUUUACUGGCGUCGUUCCCUCAACCGGCCACAACCGGACGAGGACGGUGCGGCGUCGCUUCCUCUUCCUCAACGACAAACAACCGGCCACAACCGGACGAGGACGGUGCGGCGUCGCGUCCUCUUCCUCGACGACAAACAACCGGCCACAACCGGACGAGGACGGUGCGGCGUCGCGUCCUCUUCCUCAACGACAAACAACCGGCCACAACCGGACGAGGACGGUGCGGCGUCGCGUCCUCUUCCUCAACGACAAACAACCGGACGAGGACGGUGCGGCGUCGCGUCCUCCUCCUCGACGACAAACAACCGGCCACAACCGGACGAGGACGGUGCGGCGUCGCGUCCUCCUCCUCGACGACAAACAACCGGCCACAACCGGACGAGGACGGUGCGGCGUCGCGUCCUCUUCCUCAACGACAAACAACCGGCCACAACCGGACGAGGACGGUGAGGCGUCGCGUCCUCUUCCUCAACGACAAACAACCGGCCACAACCGGACGAGGACGGUGCGGCGUCGCGUCCUCUUCCUCAACGACAAACAACCGGCCACAACCGGACGAGGACGGUGCGGCGUCGCGUCCUCUUCCUCAACGACAAACAACCGGACGAGGACGGUGCGGCGUCGCGUCCUCUUCCUCAACGACAAACAACCAGACGAGGACGGUGCGGCGUCGCGUCCUCUUCCUCAACGACAAACAACCGGCCACAACCGGACGAGGACGGUGCGGCGUCGCGUCCUCCUCCUCGACGACAAACAACCGGCCACAGCCGGAUGUGGCUGGGUCGCGAGUCACCAGCAGCCAAUUACCCGACAAAAAUAUCUAGUGAUCCACGCCAUUAAAAUCUUUGAAAGAAGUUUGAGGAAGGAGAAGCAGGAGGAGGGCAAUUAUGGCCUCCAAUUACUGCUCGCUGGAUCACAGGAAGUUCUCCACCAGGGAAGUUCUCCACCAGGGAAGUUCUCCACCAGGAAAGUUCUCCACCAGGGAAGUUCUCCACCAGGGAAGUUCUCCACCAGGGAAGUUCUCCACCAGGGAAGUUCUCCACCAGGGAAGUUCUCCACCAGGGCAGUUCUCCACCAGGGCAGUUCUCCACCAGGGCAGUUCUCCACCAGGGAAGUUCUCCACCAGGGAAGUUCUCCGCCAGGGAAGUUUCCACCAGGGAAGUUCUCCACCAGGGAAGUUCUCCACCAGGGAAGUUCUCCACCAGGGAAGUUCCUCACCAGGGAAGUUCUUCACCAGGGAAGUCCACCAGGGAAGUUCCUUCUCCACCAGGGAAGGGGAAGUUCCUCACCAAAGUUCCUCACCAAGGAAGUUCUCCACCAAGGAAGUUCUUCACCAAGUUCUCCACCAGGGAAGUUCUCCACCAGGGAAGUUCUCCACCAGGGAAGUUCUCCACCAGGGAAGUUCUCCACCAGGGAAGUUCUCCACCAGGGAAGUUCUCCACCAAGGAAGUUCUCCAACAAGGAAGAAGUUUCUCCACCAAGGGGAAGUUCUCCACCAAGGAAGUUCUCCACCAGGGAAGUUCUCCCACCUCCAGGGAAGUUCUCCACCAGGGAAGUUCUCCACCAAGGAAGUUCUUCCACCAGGGAAGUUCUCCACCAGGGAAGUUCUCCACCAGGGAAGUUCUCCACCAGGGAAGUCACCAGGGAAGUUCUCCACCAGGGAAGUUCUCCACCAAAGUUCUCCAACAAGGAAGUUCUCCACCAGGGAAGUUCUCCACCAGGGAAGUUCUCCACCAGGGAAGUUCUCCACCAGGGAAGUUCUCCACCAGGGAAGUUCUCCACCAGGGAAGUUCUCCACCAGGGAAGUUCUCCACCAGGGAAGUUCUCCACCAGGGAAGUUCUCCACCAGGGAAGUUCUCCACCACCAGGAAGUUCUCCACCAGGGAAGUUCUCCACCAGGGAAGUUCCACCAGGGAAGUUCUCACCAGGGAAGUUCUUCCACCAGGGAAGUUCUCACCAGGGAAGUUCCACCAGGGAAGUUCUCCACCAGGGAAGUUCUCCACCAGGGAAGUUCUCCACCAGGGACCAGUUCUCCACCAGGGAAGUUCUCCACCAGGAAGUUCUCCACCAGGGAAGUUCUCCACCAGGGAAGUUCUCCACCAGGGAAGUUCUCCACCAGGGAAGUUCUCCACCAGGGAAGUUCUCCACCAGGGAAGUUCUCCACCAGGGAAGUUCUCCACCAGGGAAGUUCUCCACCAGGGAAGUUCCUCACCAGGGAAGUUCUCCACCAGGGAAGUUCUCCACCAGGGAAGUUCUCCACCAGGGAAGUUCUCCACCAGGGAAGUUCCUCACCAGGGAAGUUCUCCACCAGGGAAGUUCCUCACCAGGGAAGUUCUCCACCAGGGAAGUUCUCCACCAGGGAAGUUCUCCACCAGGGAAGUUCUCCACCAGGGAAGUUCUCCACCAGGGAAGUUCUCCACCAAGGAAGUUCUCCACCAGGGAAGUUCUCCACCAGGGAAGUUCUCCACCAAGGAAGUUCUCCACCAGGGAAGUUCUCCACCAGGGAAGUUCUCCACCAGGGAAGUUCUCCACCAGGGAAGUUCUCCACCAGGGAAGUUCUCCACCAGGGAAGUUCUCCACCAGGGAAGUUCUCCACCAAGGAAGUUCUCCACCAGGGAAGUUCUCCACCAGGGAAGUUCUCCACCAGGGAAGUUCUCCACCAGGGAAGUUCUCCACCAGGGAAGUUCUCCACCAGGGAAGUUCUCCACCAGGGAAGUUCUCCACCAGGGAAGUUCUCCACCAGGGAAGUUCUCCACCAGGGAAGUUCUCCACCAGGGAAGUUCUCCACCAGGGAAGUUCUCCACCAGGGAAGUUCUCCACCAGGGAAGUUCUCCACCAGGGAAGUUCUCCACCAGGGAAGUUCUCCACCAGGGAAGUUCUCCACCAGGGAAGUUCUCCACCAGGGAAGUUCUCCACCAGGGAAGUUCUCCACCAGGGAAGUUCCUCACCAGGGAAGUUCUCCACCAGGGAAGUUCUCCACCAGGGAAGUUCUCCACCAAGGAAGUUCUCCACCAGGGAAGUUCUCCACCAGGGAAGUUCUCCACCAGGGAAGUUCUCCACCAAGGAAGUUCUCCACCAGGGAAGUUCUCCACCAGGGAAGUUCUUCUCCACCAGGGAAGUUCUCCACCAGGGAAGCUCACCAGGGAAGUUCUCCACCAGGGAAGUUCCUCACCAGGAAGUUCUCCACCAGGGAAGUUCUCCACCAGGGAAGUUCUCCACCAGGGAAGUUCUCCACCAGGAAAGUUCUCCACCAGGGAAGUUCUCCACUCCACCAGGGAAGUUCUCCUUCACCAGGAAGUUCUCCACCAGGGAAGUUCUCCACCAAGGAAGUUCUCCACCAAGGAAGUUCUCCACCAAGGAAGUUCUCCACCAAGGAAGUUCUCCACCAGGGAAGUUCUCCACCAGGGAAGUUCUCCACCAGGGAAGUUCUCCACCAGGGAAGUUCUCCACCAAGGAAGUUCUCCACCAGGGAAGUUCUCCACCAGGGAAGUUCUCCACCAGGGAAGUUCUCCACCAGGGAAGUUCUCCACCAAGGAAGUUCUCCACCAAGGAAGUUCCUCACCAAGGAAGCUCUUCACUAGAAGUCCUCUUCAACAAAUGA